Molecule: messenger RNA, 11624 nt
Organism: Musa acuminata subsp. malaccensis (wild Malaysian banana)
Lineage: Eukaryota; Viridiplantae; Streptophyta; Magnoliopsida; Zingiberales; Musaceae
Product: E3 ubiquitin-protein ligase UPL1
Biological process (GO): protein polyubiquitination
Molecular function (GO): protein binding; ubiquitin-protein transferase activity
Source: RefSeq, a predicted model, not a curated record
UGGCGUCUCCUUUCCUCUCCUUCGGCUCCACUCUCUCUCUCCUUCUUUCCAUCGCUCUCUGCUCUCUUUUUCCAAGUCUUUCAUUCGAUGUGUAUGCUUCAUCGCCCUGCUUCUUAUCUCUUUGACACGCUCGUUGAUUCUCUUUCUUCCUCCUUGCUCAUCGACCUAAUCACAGGUUCCUGAAACAGGGGAGAGGCUGGAAUCGAGAUGGCAGGGAACCGGUCGAAUCUGCCCUUGCGACUGCAGCAGAUCUUAUCCGGCGGGAGGUCCGUCUCGCCGGUGCUUAAAUUGGAGUCCGAGCCCCCUCCGAAGGUUAAAGCUUUCAUCGAUAGGGUGAUUAAGAGCCCAUUACAUGAUAUAGCUAUACCUCUUUCAGGCUUCCGUUGGGAGUUCAAAAAGGGAAAUUUCAACCACUGGAGGCCGCUUUUUGUGCAUUUUGAUACAUAUUUCAAGACAUACCUUUCUUGUAGGAAAGACCUCCUUUUGUUGGACCAUAUGUCAGACGAAGAUCCGUUUCCCAAACAUUCAGUGAUGCAGAUCUUAAGAGUCAUGCAAAUUAUUUUUGAAAAUUGCCAGAACAAAAGUUCGUUUGGAGGUCUAGAGCACUUCAAGCUUCUACUUGCAUCCGUAGAUCCAGAUAUUAUUAUAGCUACGUUGGAGACUCUUUCGGCUUUGGUGAAGAUAAAUCCAUCCAAGAUGCAUCUGGGUGGGAAACUGAUUGGUUGUGGCUCUCUGAAUAGUCGUCUUCUGUCUCUAGCACAGGGCUGGGGAAGCAAAGAAGAAGGCCUGGGUUUACAUUCAUGUGUUGUGGCAAACGAGAGGAAUCAGCAUGAAGGAUUGUGCUUGUUCCCUUCAGAUAUUGGUGAUAAUUGUGAUGGUACCCAGCAUCGUUUGGGUUCUACUCUCCAUUAUGAAUACAAUAUGGUUUCUACUAUUGAAGAGAGCAAGUCAUCCAUUUUAUGUGUCAUAAAGAUUCCAGAUCUGCAUACAAGAAAGGAGGAUGAUCUGAGCAUUUUGAAGCAGUGUGUUGACCAAUAUGACGUACCUCUAGCACACAGAUUUUCAUUGCUUACAAGAAUUAGGUAUGCACAUGCCUUCCGCUCUCCCAGAACAUGCAGACUGUAUAGCAGGAUCAGCAUUCUUGCUUUCAUUGUUCUGGUACAAUCAAAUGAUGCUCAUGAUGAACUUAUGUCUUUCUUUGCAAAUGAACCCGAGUACACAAAUGAGUUGAUCAGGCUUGUUCGUUCUGAAGAAUCAGUUCCUGGAACUAUAAGGGCACUUGCUAUGCUUGCCUUAGGAGCACAGUUAGCAGCAUAUGCGUCAUCGCAUGAACGGGCUAGAAUUUUGAGUGGUUCAAGUAUUAUAUCUGCUGGUGGAAAUCGUAUGAUGUUGCUAAAUGUGCUUCAGAAAGCUAUUGUGUCACUUAGCAACCCCAAUGAUCAUUCUACGCCAGUGUUUGUUGAUGCUCUUCUACAGUUUUUCUUACUUCAUGUUUUAUCGUCUUCAAGCUCUGGUAGUGCUCUAAGGGGGUCAGGAAUGGUUCCCCCACUUCUACCUCUUUUACAAGACUCUGAUCCAGCACAUAUUCAUCUUGUCUCUUCUGCGGUCAAAACCUUGCAGAAGCUGAUGGAGUAUAGUAGCCCAGCUGUAUCUCUAUUUAAAGAUUUAGGUGGCAUUGAACUUUUGGCUCAGAGACUGCAGAUUGAAGUUCAUAGAAUUAUUGGCUCAGGUGAAGCUAAUAGUAACACACUUAUAUCACCUGAUCUGUUAAAAUCUGAUGAAGAUCAUCUGUAUUCACAGAAGCGCCUUAUCAAGUUUUUGCUUAAGACACUGGGUUCUGCCACAUAUUCUCCAGCAAAUGCGACAAGGACUCAGAAUUCUCACCAUAACUCCUUGCUUGCUUCUUUAUCCUUGAUAUUUAACAAUGUAAGCAUGUUUGGAGGGGACAUUUAUUUUUCUGCAGUAACUGUUAUGAGUGAGAUCAUUCACAAGGAUCCAACUUGUUUUCCUGUUCUGAAUGAAUUUGGUCUCCCGGAAUCAUUUUUAUCAUCAGUGAUUUCUGGGAUCCUUCCUUCCUCAAAAGCACUUAUAUGUGUUCCCAAUGGUCUUGGUGCCAUCUGCCUUAAUGCUAAAGGAUUGGAGGCAGUUAAAGAGACUGGUGCACUGCGAUUUUUGGUGGAGACCUUCACAACAAGGAAAUAUUUGUUAGCAAUGAAUGAAGGUGUUCUUCUUUUAGCAAAUGCUGUUGAGGAGCUUCUUCGGCAUGUAUCUUCACUAAGAGGUAUUGGCAUUGAGAUAAUAAUUGAAAUUAUUAACAAUCUUGCCUCCAUGGGAGAAGAGAAAUGCAAAGAAACUACAGUGGUUAUGGAUGAGAACACUGCCAUGGAAACUGAUAUUGAAGAAAAGGCAAAUGAAGGGCAUGAUUUGGUGAGAGCUAUGGAAUUAGCUACAGACGGCAUCAGCGAUGAGCAGUUUGAGCAGUUAUGCAUCUUCCAUGUGAUGGUAUUAGUUCAUCGAACAAUGGAAAAUUCUGAAACUUGUAGAAUGUUUGUGGAGAAGGGGGGUAUAGAAAAUUUGUUGAGACUUCUUCAACGACCUAGCAUCACACAGUCAUCAGAUGGGAUGCCGAUUGCUUUGCAUAGCACUGUGGUCUUCAAGGGCUUUACUCAGCAUCAUUCUGCACCCCUUGCACGUGCAUUUUCUGCCUCUCUCAGGGAGCAUUUAAAGAAAGCUCUGAAUGGAUUUAGUUCAGUUUCUGGUUUGUCUUUGCAGGAUACUAAGUUUACACAGGAUAGUGAAAUCUUCUCUUCUCUUUUUGUUGUUGAGUUUCUCCUUUUCCUUGCUUCCUCUAAAGAUAACCGCUGGAUGAGUGCAUUGCUCACUGAAUUUGGAGAUUCUAGCAGGGAUGUACUAGAAGAUAUCGGGUGUGUGCAUCGUGAAGUCCUGUGGCAGAUUGCCUUUCUCGAAGAUUCAAAGAUCGAAAGAGAUUAUGAUUCCUCUUCAAAUGAGGUAAAUGUAGACCCUGGGGUGGUCGACUCAGACGAGCAAAGGAUCAAUUCUUUUAGGCAGUAUCUUGAUCCAUUACUUAGACGAAGAGUUUCUGGGUGGAGCAUAGAGUCUCAAGUUUCUGACCUCAUUAGUAUAUAUCGUGACCUUGGCCGAGCUGCUACUGGGUCACAUAGAUAUGGUGUAGAUGGCUAUUCAGCGUUACGAGUUGCUUCCAGUUCCCGAUCCCGGCCUUCUAAUUCUUUAGACUCAAGUGCUGCAAGCAAAACAGAAGAGGACAAACGUAAAUCUUAUCAUUCUUUAUGUCAUGAGAUGAUGAGGUCACUCUCUUAUCAUAUUAACCAUCUGUUUAUGGAGCUGGGAAAAGCCAUGCUGCUUACUUUGCGCCGCGAGAACAAUUCUGUAAAUGUUUCUCCUUCUAUUGUGUCUGUUAUCAAUACAGUUGCCUCCAUUGUGUUGGGACACUUGAAUUUUGGGGGGAAUUCUAAUAUGGAGAGUGAGGUCUCUGUCUCCACAAAAUGUCGAUAUCUUGGCAAAGUGAUUGAAUUUAUUAAUGGAGUUCUAUUAGACAGGCCAGAAUCUUCCAACCCCAUAAUGGUAAAGUUCUUUUUUGGACAUGGGGUUAUUCAGGUCAUUUUAACCACUUUUGAAGCUACAAGCCAGUUGCUUUUCACAGUCAACAGGGUGCCAGCUUCGCCAAUGGAUAUGGAUGAUAAAUGCCACAAAGAAGAGAAAGAAGAAUCAGAUAAUUCAUGGAUAUGUGGUCCUUUAGCUAGUUAUGGCACACUACUGGACCACUUAGCCACAUCAUCUUUCAUCUUGUCUUCCUCGACGAAGCAGUUGCUUGAGCAACCUAUCACAAACGAUGUCAUUUCAUUUCCUCAAGAUGCAGAGGCAUUUGUAAGGGUGCUUCAAUCUAAGGUACUUAAGGCUGUACUUCCCAUUUGGACCCAUCCUCACUUUGCUGAAUGCAACUUGGAGUUUAUUACUUCAAUGAUCUCUAUUAUGAGGCAUAUUUACAUUGGGGUCGAGGUUCGAAAUGCCAGUGGCAACACAGAAGCUCACUUAUCUGGUCCUCCACCUGAUGAAUCAGCUAUAGCAUUGAUUGUAGAGAUGGGCUUUUCUCGUGCCAGGGCAGAAGAAGCACUGAGACAGGUUGGGACAAAUAGUGUGGAGAUUGCAACUGAUUGGCUGUUUUCACAUCCAGAAGAACCACAAGAGGAUGAUGAACUUGCUCGAGCUGUUGCCAUGUCCUUAGGAAACUCAGCUACAUCUUUAAAGGAAGAUGAAACAGUAAACACUAGUAAUGCUGACCAGGAGGAGGAAGCUGUUCAAUUGCCUCCCGUUGAUGACAUUUUAUCAGCAUGCAUUAGACUCCUGCAGGUGAAUGAACAAUUAGCAUUCCCUGUCAGGAAUCUGCUUGUUAUGAUUUGUUCACAAAAUGAUGGUCAGCACCGGCAGAAGGUUCUCUCCCAUAUCAUUGAUCAUGUCAAACAUUGUUGUACAGCAUCAACUCCAUUAAGUGAAAGUAUGUUGUCUGCACUUUUUCAUGUCCUUGCUUUGAUUCUCCAUGAAGAUGUUAUGGCACGGGAAGUUGCCUCCCAGGCUGGCCUAAUAAAGAUUGCUUUGGACCUGCUUUCUGGUUGGAAUCCGGGCACUUCUGAUGAUGGAAAACUGCAAGUUUCAAAGUGGGUGACUGCAUGCUUGCUUUCUGUUGAUCAGCUGCUUCAGUUGGAUCCUAAGAUGACUCCGGGAAUAGUUAAUUUGGAACAACUGAAAAAAGACAAUCUUAAUAACCCUAAUUCCAUUGUGAUUGAUGAGAAGAAAACAAAGGAUUUACAGUCUUCUUUCGGAUCAACUGUUGGAUUUUUGGAUAUGCAGGACCAGAGGAGGCUUUUGGAAAUAUGCUGCAGAUGUAUACAGAAUCGAUUACCUUCUGAGACAAUGCAUGUGGUGCUGCAGCUCUGUUCUACAUUAACUAAAGUACAUUCAGUUGCUGUUAGUUUUCUUGAUGCUGGAGGUUUGCAUGCUUUGCUUAGUUUGCCUACCAGCAGCUUGUUCCCUGGAUUCAAUAAUGUAGCAGCUGCCAUUAUCCGUCACAUUUUGGAAGACCCUCAUACUCUUCAGCAAGCCAUGGAAUUGGAAAUACGCCACAGCCUCAUUGCGGCAGCAAAUAGACACUCAAAUGCAAGAGUUUCACCACGAACUUUUGUUCAAAACUUAGCUAUUGUUAUUUCCAGGGACCCUGUGGUGUUUCUGAAAGCUGCACAAGCUGUAUGCCGGAUUGAGAUGAUAGGUGACAGGCCUAAUAUUGUGCUGUUGAAAGAUCGUGAGAAGGAAAAAUCCAAGGCAAUAGACAGGGAGAAAAUAGCCGAGAAAGACAAAGUACCAGCUAGUGAUGACAAGACUACUGGAGUAGAAGUGGUCCCAGUGGCCCCGGGAAGUGGACAUGGUAAAUCACCAGAUUUGAACACAAAGAACCCUAAAGCUCAUCGAAAAUCUCCUCAGAGUUUUACAAGUGUAAUUGAAUAUCUCUUGGAUUUGAUUGUGAAAUUUGUCCCUCCUUCAGAAGCUGAUCACCAAACUGAUUCUGUUCCUGGUGUUCCAUCACUAUCAGACAUGGAUAUUGACUCCACGUCAGCUAAAGGAAAAGGAAAAAUCACUGCUGUUUCAUCUGAAGAUAGCAAAGUUACUACUCAGGAGGCUUUAGCCUCUCUUGCCAAAAGUGCUUUUAUUGUGAAGUUGUUGACAGAGAUUCUUCUGACUUAUGCUUCAUCAAUCCAUGUGUUGCUUCGAAGAGAUGCUGAACUCAGUGGCUUCCGUGCUCCUUCAAGGGGUUUAUGUGGGAAUAGCAGUGGGGGGAUCUUUCAUCACAUUCUUCAUAAUUUUCUCCUGUACCCAGGAAUCUGCAAGAAAGAUAAGAAAACUGAUGGAGAUUGGAGGCAUAAGUUAGCUACUAGAGCUAAUCAACUUUUGGUGGCAUCCUCCGUUCGCUCUGCAGAAGGACGUAGAAGGAUUUUUUCUGAAAUUACUUAUGUGUUCAAUGACUUUGCUGACUCAUCUAGUCAAUGUAGGGCAGCUGAUUACCGUAUGCAUCCCUUUGUUGAUCUACUUAAUGAUAUCCUUGCUGCUCGUUCGCCAACUGGUUCAUAUAUCUCAGCAGAAGCUUCAGUUACUUUUAUUGAUGUUGGGCUUGUUCGCUCUCUAAGUCGGACUCUUAAAGUGCUAGACUUGGACCAUUCUGAUUCACCAAAGCUCAUUACAGGAAUUAUCAAGGUGUUGGAGUUGGUGACCAAGGAACAUGUUCAUUCUGCAUACAUUAAUUCUGCAAAGGAGGACAACCCCGUGAGGCUUGCUUCUAAUGAGCAACAAGUAGGUUCAUCUAAUUAUCAUGGUGAUAGGUUUGAGGCCCUGGAAACAACAUCCCAACCAGAUCAUGCAGAAGUGGUGGCUGACCAAAGGGAAGCUUUUAAUGCUGUCCAAACUUCAGGAAAUUCUGAUUCUGUUAUAGAUGACAUGGACCGUGACCGGGAAUUGGAUGGAGGUUUUGCUCGUGAAGCCGAAGAUGAUUUCAUGCGUGAAGCUUCUGAAGAUGGCAUUGGCUUGGAGAAUGGUGUUUCAACUGUGGAAAUUAGAUUUGAUAUACCCCAAAAUGCGGAAGAUGGUAUGGGUGAUGAAGAUGAUGAUGAAGAUAUGUCAGGGGAUGAAGGUGAAGUUGAUGAGGAAGAUGAUGAGGAUGAUGAGGAAAAUAAUGACUUGGAGGAAGAUGAAGUCCAUCAGAUGUCUCAUCCUGACACCGAUCAUGAUGACCAUGAGAUUGAUGAUGAAGAAUUUGAUGAAGAUGUCUUGGAAGAAGAGGAUGACGAUGAUGAGGAAGAUGAUGGUGUGAUACUCAGAUUGGAAGAGGGUAUAAGUGGGAUAAAUGUUUUCGAUCACAUUGAAGUUCUUGGUAGUGACAAUUUUGCUGCAAUGCCUGACAUAUUUGGUUCUAGACGUCAAGGGCGUACAACAUCCAUUUACAAUCUUCUUGGAAGAACUGGUGAUCAUUCUGCUCUUCAUCUUGAACAUCCACUAUUGGAAGAGCCUUCUUCUUUUAGACAUCUUGUUCACCAAAGACAGACAGAGAAUGCCGUGGAUAUAGCUUUCUCAGAUAGAAAUCAUGAAAAUACUUCUUACAGAAUGGAUGCUAUCUUCCGAUCAUUGAGAAACGGACGACAUGGACAUCGUUUUAGUAUGUGGUCAGACGAUAACCAUCAACGUGGUACCUCUAGUGCUCCUGCAGUGCCGCAAGGCAUUGAAGAACUACUUGUUUCCCAAUUAAGGCAGCCUACUCCUGUCCAAGUAUCUGACAGAAAUAUGCCGACUAACAGUCCACAAGAAAAACAUGAACCCAACCAGUUGCAGAUGUCAGAAGUGGAAGUUAGGGAAGAAGCUGAAGUAAGAGGUUCUGAGAAUAAUGAAAAUAUUAUUAUUCCUUCACAAGUGAUAGAUGGUUCUGGAAAUGGUGGUGUUGGAUCAACCAAUGGUGAUCCACUUCAAGACACAGGCAUUGCUGGUGGAGGUGAGCAAGGGACUGAGAUGCAGUACGAACGGAGUGAUGCAGUUGUACGAGAUGUAGAAGCUGUGAGCCAAGCAAGCAGUGGUAGUGGGGCAACUUUGGGGGAAAGCCUUCGCAGUUUGGAAGUAGAAAUAGGAAGUGUUGAUGGACAUGAUGAUGGAGAUAGGCAAGGUCCUGUGGAUAGGCUGCCUCUGGGUGAUUUGCAGCCACCAGCUAGGCCGAGAAGGUCUUCUGGAAAUGCAAUGCCAGGAAGUGCCCGUGAUACAUCUCUAGAAAGUGUUAGUGAGGUUCCACAACAUCAAAACCAAGAAACUGAUCAGAAUGCUCUAAAUGUGGAGCCGCAACCAAAUGAAAAUGUCAACACUGACACAAUAGACCCUACAUUUUUGGAGGCUCUUCCGGAGGAAUUACGAGCUGAAGUUCUUUCCUCACGACAGAAUCAGGUGGCGCAGACUUUGAAUGAGCAACCUCAAGCUGAUGGAGAUAUUGAUCCUGAAUUUCUUGCUGCACUUCCUCCUGAUAUUAGGGAAGAGGUCCUAGCACAACAACGUGCUCAAAGACGACAGCAAUCACAACAAUUGGAAGGUCAACCAGUUGAGAUGGAUGCUGUUUCAAUAAUUGCUACACUUCCUUCAGAAAUUCGGGAGGAGGUGCUUCUCACAUCACCAGAUACUCUCUUGGCCACACUAACUCCUGCACUUGUUGCCGAAGCAAACAUGUUGCGUGAAAGAUUUGCCCAUAGAGGCACACUCUUUGGCAUGAGUUCUAGAAAUCGUCGGGGUGAGUCUUCUAGGCAUGGUGAAGCAAUUGGGUCCACUCUAGGCCGAAAUGUCGAGGCUGCUGUUCGUAGAUCUGCAGUUGGCAAACUGAUUGAAACUGCUGGUGUGCCUCUAGUUGAUACAGAUGAUCUAAAAGCAAUGAUCAGACUAUUGCGUAUUGUUCAGCCAUUGUACAAAGGUCAAUUACAGAGGCUUCUCUUGAAUCUGUGUACCCAUCAUGAAACGAGAACUUCUUUGGUGAAAAUUUUAAUGGACAUGCUAAUGCUUGAUCUAGGAGGAUCUGUUAACAAUUCAAUUGAUUCUGCUGAAUCGCCAUUUCGGUUGUAUGGAUGCCAGAGUUAUGUUGCAUACUCCCGUCCUCAAUUUAAUGGAGGAGUACCCCCACUGGUGUCUCGGCGUAUUUUGGAAACUCUGACUUACUUGGCACGAAACCAUCUGAACGUGUCUAAACUUUUACUCCAUCUUGAAUUGCCCUGUCGAUCUACAUGUGUUCUGGAAGCAUCGGAUCAGGCACGUGGAAAAGGUGUUCUCAUGGAAGAAGAUAAACCUGAAGAUGAGAGACGAGCAUUUGCCAUUGUGUUGCUUUUAAGUCUCUUGAGUCAGCCAUUGUACAUGAGAAGUGUUGCACAUCUCGAACAGUUGCUAAACCUUGUUGAAGUCAUUAUUGUAAAUGGUGAAAAUGACACUGAUCUAUCCAUCAAACCUGGAGCUUCUCUUGAGCAAUCAUCUGGUCCUGAAAACACCAUGCAAGACACACAUGUUACUGCUGAUGCUGUCCGGUCUUCUGCUGAAGAGGAUGUCAAAUCUACUACAGACAAGGAUUCCAAAAGGCCUUCUACAUCAGGUGCAAACAUCAUGAACAAUAUAAGUGACAUUUUAUUGAGCAUCCCAGAAGGAGAACUGCAACUUCUAUGCUCAUUGCUUGCACGUGAAGGAUUGUCAGAUAAUGCAUACAUGCUUGUGGCUGAGGUAUUAAAAAAGAUGGUAGCUAGUGCUCCAACAUAUUGCCGUUUGUUUACUACAGAGCUUGUCAGUUCAGUGCGAAGCUUGAGUGUCUGUGCAAUGAAUGAACUGAACUCAUAUGAGGAUGCUGAAAAAGCUCUUCUCAGCUCAUCUUCUACAAAUGGGACUGCGAUCUUGCGAGUUUUGCAGGCCUUGAGCUCCCUUGUUGCUGCAUUACAUGAAAAGGACCCUGAGAAAGACCAUACUGAUGCUCUUUCUCACGUGUGGGAUAUAAAUGCUGCACUGGAACCAUUGUGGCUAGAGCUGAGCAACUGUAUAAGCAAAAUUGAGAUUUCUUCAGAAACCCCAUCAGAUUUGACUUCUCCUGGAAAUCUUGCAUCCACAAGUACAGGUGUAGUGCCACCACUACCUGCUGGCGCCCAGAACAUCUUGCCAUACAUAGAAUCAUUCUUUGUAACAUGUGAGAAACUUCGUCCUGGUCAAUAUGAAGCAGUUCAAGAUUUUGCUACCACAACAACUGACAUUGAAGAAACUACAACACCAACUGGUGGGCAGAAGUCAUCUGGGGCAUCUUCAAGCACUGAUGAAAAGCAUGUUGUUUCUGUUAGGUUUUUAGAGAAACACAGGAAGUUGUUAAAUUCAUUUAUUCGGCAGAAUCCUGGUUUGCUUGAGAAGUCAUUUUCUCUCAUGCUCAAAGUUCCCCGCUUCAUUGAUUUUGACAACAAACGUGCUCAUUUUCGUUCAAAAAUAAAACAUCAACAUGAUCAUCAUCACAGUCCAGUUAGAAUUUCGGUGAGAAGAGCCUACAUACUGGAGGACUCAUAUAAUCAAUUGCGAAUGCGGUCACCACACGAUUUGAAGGGAAAACUGACUGUGCAUUUUCAAGGAGAAGAAGGCAUUGAUGCUGGUGGGCUCACUCGGGAAUGGUAUCAGUUGCUUUCCCGUGUAAUCUUCGAUAAGGGUGCUCUGCUUUUCACAACGGUCGGCAAUGAAUCGACAUUCCAGCCAAAUCCCAAUUCUGUGUACCAGACAGAACAUCUUUCGUAUUUCAAGUUUGUUGGACGAGUGGUUGGUAAAGCACUCUUUGAUAGUCAGCUCCUGGAUGUCCAUUUCACCCGAUCGUUCUACAAACACAUCCUUGGUGUAAAGGUUACUUAUCAUGACAUUGAGGCUGUUGAUCCUGAUUACUAUAAGAACCUGAAGUGGAUGCUUGAGAAUGAUAUAAGUGAUGUUUUAGACGUUACUUUCAGCAUGGAUGCUGAUGAAGAAAAGCUGAUAUUGUAUGAAAGGGCAGAGGUGACUGAUUGUGAGUUGAUUCCUGGUGGGCGAAAUAUCAGGGUCACUGAAGAAAACAAACAUGAAUAUGUUGAUCGUGUAGCAGAACAUUUGCUAACAACUGCGAUUAGGCCUCAAAUCAAUGCAUUUAUGGAAGGUUUUACUGAAUUGAUACCUAGGGAUUUAAUAUCUAUCUUCAAUGAUAAAGAGCUGGAAUUAUUAAUCAGUGGACUUCCAGAUAUUGAUUUGGAUGACUUGAGGGCAAAUACUGAGUACUCUGGAUACAGUAAUGCGUCCCCUGUAAUUCAAUGGUUCUGGGAAGUCGUUCAGGGCUUCAGCAAGGAGGAUAAAGCUCGAUUCUUGCAAUUUGUCACAGGCACCUCCAAGGUCCCAUUGGAAGGUUUUAGUGCUCUUCAAGGAAUCUCAGGCUCACAGAGGUUUCAGAUUCACAAGGCAUACGGCACCCCCCACCAUCUGCCUUCAGCUCAUACUUGCUUUAACCAAUUAGACCUGCCUGAGUAUACCUCCAAAGAACAGCUGGAGGAGAGGCUACUUCUAGCUAUCCAUGAAGCUAAUGAAGGGUUCGGCUUUGGUUGAUCGUGAUGGAACCUAUUCCCCAUGAUGUACAGAUUCUGUAUCGAACAUGAUUUUCGAAGCCAGCUCACCCGAUCCGAAAUGUGGUUUCUUAAACAUUCUCCACCGUGCGUAGAAGCUAAGGGUUUUAAUCAGAGGUCAACCGUGAUGAUGAUGAGUUAGGAGGAGAGAAGGCCCUGUUAUUCUCAAUCUCCAAGUUUUAGUUUGCAGGUUGGGGAUGAGGUAUACUUUCAGAGCAGAGUGUUGGCGAGCGAAAGUUGUGGGUGUCAUAUAUGCGAGGCCAAUUUCUUUUUCUUUCUCCCCAAUUGUUUUAGCACACAGCUUUGUACUUGAAAUUAUCCCAACUUCUUCACUCGAAUACUUUUGGGCAGGUGUUGUAUGGCAACGUUGCUAAGGUGUUUACCAGUACAAGGUUUACAUGACAAUCUCAUUCGUUCCCUUUUUAUUUA